This is a messenger RNA of Magallana angulata, 5535 nucleotides long. RefSeq lists its product as uncharacterized. Bases 419 to 4933 code for a protein of 1504 amino acids. NCBI's taxonomy places the organism in Eukaryota, Metazoa, Mollusca, Bivalvia, Ostreida, Ostreidae. The transcript has 17 exons. The record is from RefSeq and is a predicted model, not a curated record.
AUCGUCGUGUGAUCGGUGGUUGGAAAAUCCACUAUAUAAGCCUUCUUUAUCCAGUCAAAAUGGGCCGCAUUUAAAUGUGUUUUAGAAAAUUAAUGGUACCUUUAUAACAAUAUACCAUAGCCUACUUGAAAUUUCAAAAAUAGUUAAUUAAUCAGUCCUGUUGAUAAACUUUGUUUGUUUGUUUGAUAACCUACUUUCGGUUUGCAUUCCUCUUGCCCUCUUGCCAUCGGCCAUUUUGCUUUCUAUUACCAUGAUUACCGUGAUGAUGUUGAAAGAUACUGUAGAAUAAACUGAUGUUGGCGCUGCGAAAUUUGUAAAAAUGAGACUUUGGAUCAUUGGAGUUAAUGACACGUACAACAGAACCAUAAGUUGUUUAUGAGAAUUAACAGCUAUACAAGUCUCUCCAAUUAAGUUAUUGAUGUCUCUUGAUUCAGGUAUUGGAUCUCUUGAUAUGUCCUCAGGGUGCUCUGAUGAAUUAGUUGCGAGAAGAUUAUUUGUGUUCAUAAAAGACAAUCUUAUUUUUGAGUCUCUCCAAGAUGGAUUAAUGCAAAAAAAGUUAUUAAGUGAGAGAGAAAAGGAAGAAUAUGUCUGUUCAAAUUGUGCCAGGCAUUACUGGAGUGAAAGACUCCUUAAACUGAUUAUCAGGAAGAAAAGAUGUAAAGAAUUUGUUGCAUUCAUAUGUCAAAUGUCCUGUCAUAAGCAUGUCUCAGAGAAAAUUCUGGAGGUUCAGGAAAAAGCUAAAGGAGAGACACUGAAGGCAGCAAAUGGUGCUGUGCAGAGAAGACUUAAUUUAACACUCACACAUGAAUUGCUGCAGAGACAUUUUGCUUGUCUUUACAUGGAGCUUGAGCCAAGAGAAAUUGCGGACGAAAUGUUUCAAGCAGGCCACUUGACUGUCUUUGACCAUGAUAAUGUCACAGAAUCUAACCAAAGAUAUAAGCGACUGAGUUUUCUUCUUAAUAUUUUGAUGAAAAAAGAAUUGUAUGCACAAUUAGUGUGUACACUGCAAUCCUUGGGGUAUAGGUCUGUUCUGGACACCUUGCAAAAAGAUAGAAAAUUAAAGAACAAACCCUCUGAAUACUCAACUUGCAUACAACAUAACUUUACUCUCCUCCAAGAGAAUAUCCCUUGCUUUGGCGAUGCAAGAUUCCUUAUGGAACAUGAGCUUGAUCCGACAAACAUCUCGGACAUAGAAAGCUGUAAAAAUGCAGUCCGCAAGAUAUCCAAACUACUGAAAAUACUGUUGAUAAGAGGGAAAUCUGCUUGCAAGGAAUUUUUCAGGGUAAUGGAAGUGGAUUUGAAAAGCGAAGACUUAAUACAGAAAAUGAAAUAUAAAAGUGCAGAAAUUAAACGGAGAGGUAAGCCUAAUUUGAAUCAAAGACAUAGAAGUCUAAGAACACCAUGUCUUCAAGAACAUGAAGAAUUUUUAAAUGAGGAGCUUGAGCCUUUAGAUAUAAGUGACCUAUUGUUUGAAGAGGGAGCCAUGGAGAUUUCUGCUCAUGACAAAAUUACAGAGACUAGCAGGCGGCAGAAACAGAUGAAAUAUCUCCUAGAAACAGUGAAUGGGAACGAAAAUGACUGCUUCCAUUUUUUCCUGUACAUUUUACAAAAAGAAGGGUAUGAAAGUAUUUUAGAAGAGCUCAAGAAGUCUGCCCCGGGAGCUGUAGGAGCAGUGCCACAUGAACAAUCAGAAAACUUGAGAUUAUCACUCAGGGUUGCAAGAGAACCAGAUGAUGUAGUAAAUGGAGAUAUACACAUGCGAUUGUCAGUAGGGGGUCGAACUGGAACUCAGGUGGAACAAGUGUUACAAGAUAGUCAUUCCUCUAGUACUGAGAUCCUGGAGGAAGCCAUUUUGCAUGGGGUAGUCGACAUUAGAGGUGUUUCUUCUGGUUCCAUUGUACUUCAGUUGAGACCAGUGACUGACCAAGCAGUUCAAACUUUGCUCAAUGUCAGAGACAACAACAGAUUAGUGGAAAUGAUUGUUGGAAUGCUUAAAAAGGUCAAUAUUGCCAGUAUGAUGGAUGGAACAGAACCACUGGAAAUCAAGGUGCAGGUUUAUAAAGCAAACCCUGUGGGUAAAAUUUCAAAGGCAGAAGAUGCAGAACCGAUCAAAAAGCGAUUAAAAGCCCACAGGAAUGUACUGGUCUCUGAGUUAGAGCCCAGGGCUAUAGCUCAUGUACUAUCCAAAUCUAAAGCCUUUGCUAAAAGUGCCAUAGACUCUGUUCUUAAUGCUGAUAGCUGUAAUGAUAGAGUUGAAAAUCUUUUGUCCUUGGUUGAGGAUGGUGAUUUUGAGGUUGUGAAGGAGUUUGUGACUGCCUUGAAGGAUCUUGGUUAUAGUAGUAUUGUGGAGUUGAUUGAUCCACCUGACAUUCACAACAGAGCAGAAAAUAUAAGGAAAAUGAUUACGUCUAAUUACAAAAAUAUCCUGGAGGAAAUGCAGAUGAAAUUAGCCAAAGAAACAUUGUCAAAAUGCGUUGGAGAUGUUGAUGAAAUUAGAGAGAAAAUUUUGCCAAAAAAUGGAAACCGUAAAAAGAGGAUGAGUAGCUUUCUUCAGUUCAUUCUCCAAGACGAUCACAAUGUGAUUGAAUUUGAGAAAAUGUUGAGGAACAAUGAUUUGGAGGACCUUCUGAAAAUAGAUGAAAAUGUUCAGGGAGAGCAUAUACCUACACAAGGCAUAGAAUUGACGUUUGUUGAAGACCGAAUCCAUUCAUCCUCAGAGGGAGUCCUCUUUGAGGCAGUUAUCACCUUGUCACAAACUGUAAAAAGUGACAGAAAAAUCCAACAAAAAGUCGGCAAAGUAUUGGAGGAAACAGGAGGCCAACAGGGGGAAACUGGAGCAAAGCAGCUGGAUAUUGACUUUGAGAAGAUGCAUCUUGAUGAAUCACCACCACGACCACAGAGACUAGACAUGACACCUACUAGCCCAGACAUUCCACUAAAAGGAAAUGAGAGUAUAAGUUCUGUUUCAUCUUCAACAUCUCUUAAAUCCAUUAUUUCUGAUGCAGAGGAAGAUAAGAAUCCCGGUAAAACUUUCACCAAAAAUGUUCCGUCAUUGAAAAAAAAGAAAAAUGUUGUUAAGACCUUUGGUCAUGAAGAGAGGUUUGAUCCACAGAAGGAAGCCGAUGUACCUUUACCUCCAGUCAGAAAAUCUGCUUUGUAUGAUGAAUUAUCAAAAAAGGGUGCAGACUUUGCUGGCUCUUCAGCUUUCCCCACAUACCAAACAGUACUAUCGCAGACUUAUAAGCUUGUUGCAGCUAUAGACUUUGGGACAACAUAUUCUGGAUAUGCCUUUUCUUGGAAAAAAGAUCCUGCCAAUUUUGUCACCCUUAAAAGCUCAAGCUCAGACAAGCUUUCAGAGAAAGAGCCAUCAGUUCUACUUAUGGACAGGUCUGAGCACCUAGUUGAUUUUGGACAGGAAGCGGUGUUGAAGUACAAAGAAUUUUGUGAAGAAAAGUUACAGCAAGAUUAUUUCUACUUUAGCAAUUUUAAGAUGACUCUUCACAGAAAUGAGAAUCUUAGCAGAAAAACAAUCAUUCAGGAUGAUAAAGGCAGGGAGUGCUUGGCAGUGACGGUAUUUUCCUUGUCCAUCAAGUACUUCAAGGAGAGGCUUUUGCAUCAGCUUGAUAAAUCAAAGGACCACUGCUCUAAUGAAGAUAUUCGCUGGGUGUUAACUGUCCCAGCAAUUUGGGGUGAACAAGCAAAGCAGUUGAUGCAAGAAAGUGCUGAAAUGGCUGGAAUCUCUCAACAUAAGUUGAUGCUUGCCUUAGAGCCAGAAGUAGCUGCUGUGUUUGUGAAAGAGAUCCAGAUAGAGCGACAGGCAGACGAGUUGUCAAAGUACAGACCAGGAAAGAAAUUCCUUGUCAUGGAUCUUGGAGGGGGAACAGCUGACCUGACAGCAAUGGAGGUUGUGGAUGAUGGCUCCUUGAAACAGCUUCACCGUGCCUGUGGGGGGGACUGGGGAGGAAACAAGGUCAAUGACAACUUCUUCAAAUUUCUGGGGAGCGUAUUUGGGCAUUCUGUCAUAAAAGAAUGUGAAGAACGUUACCGAUCUGAUUUCCUCGAUUUGCAAAAAGAAAUUGAGGUUAUGAAAAGGAAAUUUGGCAAAGGUGACUACAUGUAUAACUCACCUCCGAAAUUUCAAAUUCCUUACAUGUACCAAACAUUCAUAAAAGAACAUCACAAAAUGGAGCUAAAAGCAAUAGUUGCUAACUCAGAAUUUUCUCAAGAUGCCUUUUUGAGUGAUAAUGGCAAGCUUAAGUUGUCUGCAAAAUUGAUAGAAACCUUACUGUUCAAUCCAGUGGUCAAUUGCAUCAAACAAGAAACAGAAAAUGUCUUGCAUGAACUGAGAGGUCAGAUCCAAGAUAUAAUGAUGGUGGGUGGAUUCUCUGAGUCUGAAUUUGUCUAUCAGACAAUCAAGGAAUCCUUCCCUCGUACGAAGCUCCUCAGAGCUAAUGAAGCAGGGUUGGCUGUUUUGAAAGGAGCUGUGUUAUAUGGACACAGUCCUGGUGUUAUAUCAUCUAGGAGAUGUGCCUUUACCUAUGGGGUGGGGCUUUACCGAGUAUUUUUGAAAGGUCAUGACCCUGAGGAUUUGAAGUGCAAGAUUCAAGGGGAGGACAAUAUUCCUGUAUUUGUUAAAAUGGUAACUGUUGGUGAUGAAGUUGGAAUUGGGGAGACUUUUGACCUAGAUGAAGAAAUUUUCCCUGUGAAAAAAGAUGCACCUCAGAUGUCAUUCAAGAUAUAUAGAUCUGCUUUGGAUAAUCCAGUUUAUAUUGACGAAUCAAGCAUUCAAAUUGGUAAGCUGACAGUGAAGAACAUCACCAGUAGUGUGAGGAUUUCUCUGUGCUUUGGACUGACACAGAUCACAGUGAUGGCAGUGAACACUGACACCAAAGAAAACGCAAUAGCUGAACUAGACCUUCUGGGCGAGCUCUAGCUCAGGAGUGUUAAGCUCAGUCUGGUCAAAAAUCGUCAUUUCCCCCUUUUCUUAUUAUAAGGUUAAAGGGGUUGGGGGAGGGGAGGCUUGUUUUAAGCAGUUUGUUUUGAUUAUUGGUGCUCAAGAAUGUUGACAAUUUAUGCCAUUUUCAAGAGAGACUUGUAUCUUAUUGAAUAUGCAGAAUACACGUGAAUUGAAAGCAAUUUAUUUUACCUUAGGGCAUAAAAAAGUUUAACAAACCUAUGUUUUCUCUCUUUUUUUUUUUAAAAGACUGUUAUUUUUUUGAGAGUUUAUGUUCCAUUAUUUGUUUAAUGAAAUGCACAAUUGUAAUGAUACUGAUUAUUUGACAUUUGUUUUCUAUGAUCCGAUUUCAUUUUCAUCUAUACAGGUGCAGCUUUUCAUACAUAUCUUUGAGAUAAUAAGUCUAUGAAAAUUAUCAACUUGUUUCCAAGUUGUAUGUACAUUAUCAAGCAUUGGUUUCAAUGCUUUCUUAGAAUUGUUAUGGUAUUGUAUGUUUCUCUUUAAGACAAAUAUCUCAUAUUUUAAAUGAAUUUUCUCUUCUUUUUUUUUAAAUAAUAACAAUAAAAGUGUCUGAUAAUCGA